GCAAAUAGUGCCUCAUAAUCCAGUAAUAACAAACACCGACGGUUCUGACAGCAACAACCACAAUAUCACAGCAAUUUGAUUGAAUAAACUCACCUGAGCUUCCUGUUUUUAGUCCACUUGAGAUGGAGUGUUUCGGCCUCUUCCACUGACAGUUGUGAGUCCCCAGCCUCUGUGGUCCCCAUCCGUCUGUCAGCUGCAUCCUGAAAAGCUUCAACAUGCUGCGAGAGAGCUCCAAGGCCUGGAGCAAUGGCUCUGAGGCCUACAGCAGCGAUCCUGAGGAGGACGAGGAGGAGGAAGAGGACAUGGUGUUUGGGGAGAAUGAUCAGGAGGGCAUGGCGGAGGAGAUGAUGGAUCUGAGCGACCUCCCCACAGCGCUCUUCGCAUGCAGCGUCCAUGAAGCUGUGUUCGAAGAGGAGGUACACAGGGAGAGGUUCGAGGCGUUGUUUAGGAUCUACGAUGAACAGGUGACCUUCCAGAUGUUCAAAAGCUUCCGGAGAGUCCGGAUCAACUUCAGCACCCCAGAGGCUGCCGCCCGCGCUCGCAUCGAGCUGCACGAGUCCGAGUUCAACGGCAAGAAGCUCAAACUCUACUUUGCCCAGAUCCAGAACGGCGAUGAGGACAUUGACAAGGCGUACCUGGCCCCUCCCCAGCCCGUCAAACAGUUUCUGAUCUCGCCGCCUGCCUCGCCACCCGUGGGCUGGAGCCAGAGCGAAGACGCUACGCCCGUCAUCAACUACGACCUGCUGUGUGCAGUCGCCAAGCUAGGACCUGGUGAAAAGUACGAGCUCCACGCAGGGACAGAGUCCACCCCGAGCGUGGUCGUGCACGUGUGCGAGAGCGAGACGGAGGAGGACGAGGCGGCGCGGCCAAAGCAGCAGAUCGUCCAGACCAGACGUCCCGACGGACCCCCCAAAGUCUUCAACUAGAGAGGCCUCCCCAGCCCGACACCUGGCGCGGCCCCCCGACCGCCCCUUAAAACCCGUAACACACCUGCCCUCUCUCUCUCGUCUCUGCACUCACAGAGAGCGUCGAUGCCCCUCAUUUCAGUUCAACUACAAGCAAAAACAAACCAACAAACAUUGCUCAAAGACGGUGUUUGUGGGGAGCGUGGCGAUGGAAUGAGGCGGCCUGAAGGGGAUGGAUGAGAAUCACACACACACUCAUCACAUUCUGCGGACAGCGUGGGGAGCGGCGGGCAUGCUUUUGCCUCCACCCCACCAAAACCCCCUCGUUUUCAGCAAGAGGGGGUGAAAAAUACCUGUCCCAAUGCAGGCACCUGUCACUUAUCACACACACACACACACACACACACACACACACACACACACUCUCAGCUCUCAUUGCUAGUCCUGCUCAGUAGCUUGCUAGUUAGUUAGCUUAUUAGCUUGUACCUCUCCCUUCGUCUCACGGUCCUGUGUACAAUAAUCUUCAGUUGAGGUACACGCGAUGCCUCCAAACAAGACAUUAGCAUUUCUCUUUAUUUUUUACGAUUUAUUGUGUUUUCAGGUUAUAUAUGAAUAUAUACGUUCAUUAUUUUCUUUCUUCUUUCCCAUCCACCUUCAUAUCGCUUCAGCUUGCAUCAAGAUUGAGUGUGUGAUGUUUCCCGCUCUUGUCUGCAUGUAUAUAAUGUAUUACAAAAAAAAAAUACGUACAGAAACACAAAUUACUAACGAGAUAUAUCAAGAAAAAGGAACCUAUUUAACAUCACACACAGCACGAAGCGCCAUAUGUGACUAACAAACUUGUGGUGGUUGUUUGACUCUAUUUUUUGUAUUUUAUUUUUCGCUCGUUUUCUGCUUUUUUGUCUUAUUCUUUUUUUUUUUAAUUUGGAGAGGCGUUGUUUUUUGCUAAACUACUAGAUGUGUAUUCUGACUAUGUAUUUGAUACCCCGACACUUUUUGCAUGCUUAGUUACUUCUGUAGAUGAGGAGCUGAGGUGUUUUUCUUUUGUUCUCGUUGUUCGUGAUGACAGGGAAAUAGUGUGACGCUUUUUUGACGCAAGUGCAUAUCCCCGAGUUUAAAAAGGACGUCUUGGUGGGGGGGGGGGAUAAAAACAGCUGAAUUUUUUUGUGAGAUUGACGGUUCAGUCUUCGACUUGAUGGCAAAUUCUGUCGCUUUUGUUGGGAUUUGACGGAUCAGAGACAGUUCAUCCCCCUCAUUUUUCUUCAAAGGGGGUUCUGGAUGUGGAUUCUAUUUUUCUGUGUGUUGUAUUUCACAUCUUUAAUGUCUUUGUUUGAUCAAAACCCACUUUCUAUGUGUCAGGAUUUUCUCUUCUGAAAAGCCUGCGCCUGCUUGUUUUGCACUGAGUAUCUCUCGAUAUCUCCAACCAGCCGCGGGGCUCUCGACCGUCUCCUGCUGCGCACCAGAGUACUGCGCUGCUUCUCGCUGUAAAUAGCCGAGCGGUAGGUAGGUCUCGUGGAAAUAGUCCUUUUAGAUUUUGUAGUCUUACCUGAAAGCAUUUUGCUGAGAAAAGGGAAAAAAAAUUAGGUAGCCUCAUGAGAUAUCAACCAAAGCAUUCGCUCACCUCAUGUUGUUAGACAUAAAUGAUUUUUUUUUCUUACUCUGAGACACCGAUGUAUAUUGUUGACAUGAGCUGAAAGGAAUCAUACUUCCGCAACACAUCUGCAGUACUUUUUCUAUUGCAUUAUGUCUUAGUUCAUAUUAGUGCUCCAACUUUUUUUGCAGUUUUUAUUUAAGUGGAAAUCUCCACUAAAAAUCCUAAACUCACUUAUUUCCCCCAUUUCCUUGGUUAAUUCUCCCCGCAGUUCCAUUCAUAUCAGUGUUUCACCUACUUAUUUAAAGACACGUUUCAGUGCUUUAGAAGCAACGUGAGCAAAUUGUUCUUAACAGGGCUUUUUGGGUGUCAGCGGUAAGUCUAAACCUUACUUGUCAUUAGGCAGCAUGAAAUCUGAAAAAAAAGACUUUUAUUUUGCUGUAUAACAAUAUUAGUGAGCAAAAGACAAGUCGGUCUGCAUGUGAGCACUUUAUCGUCAGUGUUUUGUUCGUUUCCUUCACAUGAAAAAAAAACGUAUUUUUUCUUGAGACGAAAGUAGGAAGCACAUUACAUUUCUUCUCUGUUUUUCUUUUCUUUUUCUUUUAUCACAAGCUGAACACCUGGUUAGCCUUUUCACCAGCAUAUUUGCAGUGAGUGAGACACUUCCUUUGUUGCUAGCGUGAACCUUGGAUGAAUUUCAGGCCUUGUGGUUCUCUUUGGGGAGUGUACCGCUGUAAAAAGAUGUAGACAGUGCAGUACAGUCAGAUGGGGAGGGGGAGGGGGGUGGGAGUUUAAAUGAGGAAGGAUGACACUGCAAAACAAAAAUCAAUGUCUUUGUUUUUCGUGUUUGUCCGCAAAGGAACAUUCAUCUUAUCUUCAGAGAAAGUUAAACAGAUCUUUGAAAUGCACCACGACGGCAGAGUGCAGUUUUAUUGGCACUACGGUAAAGCUGUCACAUUUAUCUGAGCAGACAGCAGAUUGGAGGAACUACUGAGGUGGAUGAUGGCGAUAAUAGAAGAGGAAGCGGCGAGCAGCAGGAGGAAGACACUCGUGAAGAUUUUUUUACUCUCUGUGGUCAUGGUGUUUAAAACCGGGUGCAUUUUGGUCACAGUUGAAAUGAAAAUGUAUAUUUAUGUACAUAUGCCAAUUGAUUUUCUUUUGUUGCUGAGACCAGUCCCAGUGUGCAGUUUGUUACGGCUUCUCUUGGCAAUGUUGUAAUGGAAUAAAAAAAAAAAAAAAAAAAAAAAAAGGAAGAAAAAAGGAAAUACAAAAAAUGUGUAACAAUAAGUCCUGAAGAUGCUCGAUCAAAAAAACCAACUGUCAUUGUGUUGUGUUCAACAUGGACUCUGUUUUGAAUGUUUCUUUUAUUUCUGGGGAACGUCUACUAAAAAGGUCAAUAAUACCGUUUGUCACUGUUGUACUGUUUCUGUUGAAAUAUGAAUAUUGUGUCUUGUAUCGUAGGAAUCCAGAAAACAAAGUAGCAAAACAAGCAAUAAUUUACAGUUCUAUAAUACCGAUAUGUGUAUUUUCAUGUUCUGUACUUAUUUCUCAGAGAUGGUCUCUGUCUCUUACAGUAUCCGCUUCUAUUUGUGUAGUAUAAUAGCCAUUUGUUUCACAUAGAGAAAUACAUAAAGACUUAUUCUUAAAAGCCA
Messenger RNA from Acanthopagrus latus (yellowfin seabream), 4145 nucleotides. It is a transcript of the gene rcan3, whose product is annotated as regulator of calcineurin 3. The transcript is spliced from 5 exons. The record is from RefSeq and is a predicted model, not a curated record. Lineage: Eukaryota; Metazoa; Chordata; Actinopteri; Spariformes; Sparidae. Gene Ontology annotation, cellular component: cytoplasm; nucleus. Gene Ontology annotation, biological process: calcium-mediated signaling. Bases 216 to 926 code for a protein of 236 amino acids. Gene Ontology annotation, molecular function: nucleic acid binding; calcium-dependent protein serine/threonine phosphatase regulator activity.